Messenger RNA from Megalops cyprinoides (Indo-Pacific tarpon), 2849 nucleotides. RefSeq lists its product as uncharacterized. The record is from RefSeq and is a predicted model, not a curated record. NCBI's taxonomy places the organism in Eukaryota, Metazoa, Chordata, Actinopteri, Elopiformes, Megalopidae. Gene Ontology annotation, biological process: regulation of autophagy. Gene Ontology annotation, cellular component: mitochondrion. The transcript is spliced from 2 exons. The coding region runs from base 336 to 1169 and encodes 277 amino acids.
CUGUCCCCUUCACUCCCUCUCUCUCUCUGUCUCUUUAUCUCCCUCACUCCCUCUCUCUCAGGUCCCCCCUUAGCUGAGCACUGGCAGAUAAAAGCAGCAGCCCUGUGUCUCUGACUCUAUCUCUCUCUAUCUCACACACACAUGCACAGGCGUAUCUCUGGCACACACGCACUCAUCUCUCUGGCUUUGCUUCGGCUCUCUGUGCCUCCCUCUGCGUGCAGGAUAACAGUCUGCGCUCUGCUCCACGCCCUCCAAACACAGGUCUCCUCCACAUACAGGGAGUCUUCACCUUCUUCCCACAGCCCAGGACAACACCGCCCACACCUGCCGCAGACAUGCGUCCCAGAUCCAGACUGCUGUCCAAGAGGAGUCUUCCCACAAUUAGUGAGGGACAGGAGGGACAGGUGCAGGAGCUGAACCAAAUCAACAGCCUCCAUGCUCCGCACCCCACCCACUCUCAAGCCUCUUCCCCUAAGGACUACCUGCAGUCCAUCUGUCAGCUGGCUUGCCCCGCCUUUUCCCCACGGGGGUCCAGCCACGUCCGCACCCUGAGCCUGCUGGACCCGCUCGGGCCAGGCCAGAGACUGGCCCAAAUCCCACCCCUCACACGCCCCCCGACCCCCACCAUCCACCGUGCCACCCAUGUGGCAGAAGAGGACAGGAAGGAAGUGGGAGUGGCCAUGUUCUCUGACAUCAGUUCCCAGACAGAGGAGGCAUGUCCCGGGCCGGAAGAAGGCUUUGUGGGGGAUUACCGUUACCGCAGCAACACCGACCCGCUGGAAUACCUGUACGGGUGCCAGGGAAGCCCCGCCCCCUCUGGAGGCAGGGAGUCUGGGGAGGGAGGAGCCACAGAGGAACACCGCCUUCUAAGCCGUGCUCACGGUCGGCCCCAUGUCCUUUCCCAGCGUCAUGCCUCAUACCGGCUCCACAUGGAGGCCCCACACAGCCCCACCCCUGCUUCCGUACAGCGCCAUCCACCCACAGAGAAAACAGCCAGCGACAGCAGCAGGCUCGUGUCCUGGAGUUCCCACAACAGUGCCACCUCUGGCAGGAGGCUGAAGUGCAUGGACAGACGGUCCAUGGUGUCCCACUGGAUCGCAGAUUGCCGCCAAGCCUGGAGAGAAGCCAGGGUCCGAGCCUGCAUGCUUCCUGCCAUUGCAGAAAUAUAGCGCUCCAUACGAGGGUCCACUGGGGUCCUGAUCCCUCUCCCUAACUCCAUCCUCACAUCACCUGGGACCAUUUCAAACAUGAAACCUUUCAGCACUGUCAACCAACAUAUACAGUGAAUGCCAACACAUACAGAAAGCAUGCAUGUGUUUAGGAACACUACAUAUAUAACUUAACAGAUAUUUUUACUCUGCAAGUGUCAUCUACGUCUAUGACUUUAUAGCUGUAUUCACAGAUUAGUGCUCUAUAUUACACACUAAAUAGGGCUGACAGCGUCUGUGACACAGACUGCAUUGUAGAGAUGUAUGAAUAUUUGUCUUUUGUGGCUGAGAACAGCUAAAUGUUCUCUUUUAGCUCCAAGUGAUAAAUCAUUGCUGGUUUUCCUGUUUGAGAGCACUUUCCAUAGAUGUUCAGGAAAGUAGGGCACCUAGACUUGCUAUUUUCAGAAAACUGGCCACUACCUGGUAUCUUCACAUAGCAUGUAGAUUCAAAACAAACUGUAACCUGGUGACCUAAAAUCCUUGACAAAACACAAACUCGUGUUUAUUCUCCAUGAUGUUUUCAAUUAUCAAUGUAAGAGGGAGAGAGAGAAAGAGAAAGAGAAAACCAGGCUGAAUCUCAAAUGGGCUGUAUUUUGCAUGCAGAUGAAAAACGUGAAGCCAAAUCACAUGGAACAGCAGAAUAACACAUUCAAAACAAAAUUCAGCAGUAUCUCUCUCACUCUCACUCUCACUCAAAAAUAGAGGCAAUCAAACAAAGCAAAACAAGCGUAAUGCAAAUGAUUUGAGUGUCUGGUGAAGGUCGAGGGGGGAGGUGCCCAUGUUUUCUGGUCAACAGAACUAGGGCAUGCGUUUAGGGGUGUUACACAAUCGCCCCAGACACACACUGCGGGCAGGGCACAACAAAAGGGGCACAAUCCCCAUUUGGACAUUCCUGAUUUGGCAGGCAUCGCUGUGUCUGCCCUGCGGCUCAGAGGGAGAUCAAAUGAGCAACAGGUCGUAAUCCUGACGCCUCUCUGCACCUGGAUCACUUCCGUAUGUUUUCACUCACACAAAGGGCCAGAUGCUCGAGUGCUAAGCUCAAACCCACGGACUGUUGCCUGUCAUUCAAAUAAAGUUCUAACGUGGUCUUUUUUUUUUUUCAAUUGCGAUUUUAUGUCUUGUGUGAGCGAAGUUUGAUGUGUACAUGAUUUGAGUGUAUGUAUACAACAUCAGACGGAUUAUAACAACGACCAGACAGAACCCUACAUGUGACACUGUCGUGCUGCAUAGUGUUAGUUCUGUGACGUCACCCUUAAAUCAGGGGGAAAAUUCUGUCCAGGUAGAGAAUGCACCCUUAUAUAUAGAGAAGUACUAUUAUUUGCUGUUUUCUGUUGUAAUUUGCUGAGUUGAUGCCAUUAUUGAGGAUUUGUAUACAUUCAAACAAGCUGGGAAGAUUUAUAAAAAUGCAGAAUAGACACCUGCCUCAAGUACACAACAACAGUAUAGCACAGUUGGGACUUGAACCUGCAAUCCUUGGGUUAUGAGUUCAUUUCCCCAGAGACUAUGCCACACUGCUGGACCUGUGUAAGAAUGUGGCACAAGAGACUGUCUGUGAUAGCAAACGAGGAGAAACAAUGAGGAAAGCCACCCACUCAAGCUGGCCAUGAUCUUCCUCUGACUUGUUCUGUACCUCUGUCCUCU